This is a messenger RNA of Brassica rapa (field mustard), 3094 nucleotides long. RefSeq names its product ferric reduction oxidase 2. NCBI's taxonomy places the organism in Eukaryota, Viridiplantae, Streptophyta, Magnoliopsida, Brassicales, Brassicaceae. Gene Ontology annotation, molecular function: ferric-chelate reductase activity. The record is from RefSeq and is a predicted model, not a curated record. Gene Ontology annotation, cellular component: plasma membrane.
UCUUUGUCCUCUCAUCAACAACAAACAUUUGAUCAAAAUUAAGAGUAAGGAUAUGGAUCAUAAGAGUGCAAGAGUCUCGGCCAAAACCCCAUCAUCGGGAGAUGAGUUAAAAGAUGUGAUUAAGGGAUUGAUUAAGCUCUUAAUGCUGGUGAUUUUCCUUGGAUAUGUCUUCAUUUGGAUCCUCAUGCCAACCUUAAUCUAUAGAACCAAGUGGUUGCCUGUCAUGCGUACUGAGUUUGGCUUUUCGACUUAUUUUGGUCUCGCAGGCUUGACCCUUUUCAUGUUAAUGUUCCCUAUGCUCCUCUUGGCUUGUUUGGGGUGUCUCUACCUUCACUUGAAGAAACAAAAGACUAAUAAUCAUCUCAUUAGGGAGAAGGCAACUGGAAGAGGCGUGUUGGCAGCCAUGAGAAGGCCAAUGUUGGUCAAAGGACCAUUGGGGAUAGUCUCAGCAACUGAGUUAAUUUUCUUGGCAAUGUUUGUGGCUCUUCUUCUAUGGAACUUCUUCAUUUACUUGCGCAAUGCUUUCCCCAUGAUUACACCUCAAUCAGCCGCUAAACUUCACCAAAAAAUAUGGCAAGCUAAGUUGGAGGCAAUGGCAAUAAGGAUUGGGCUAGUGGGUAACGCAUGCCUAGCUUUCCUGUUCAUACCGGUGGUGCGUGGGUCAUCAUUGCUUCCGGUUCUAGGGCUAACGUCAGAGUCGAGCAUCAAAUAUCACAUUUGGCUUGGUCAUUUGCUCAUGACCAUAUUCACGGUUCAUGGCCUUUGUUUCGUUGUCUAUUGGGCCUCCAUGCAUGAAAUCUCUCAGAUGGUGACUUGGUCUAAGACAGAGAUGUCUAAUAUUGCCGGAGAGAUAGCUUUGCUGUCUGGACUUGUGAUGUGGGCCACCUCAUAUCCGUCGAUUAGAAGGAGAUUCUUUGAAGUUUUCUUCUAUAGUCACUACCUUUACAUCAUCUUCAUGUUCUUCUACGUACUCCAUGUAGGCAUCGCCUUCUGCUUUAUCGUCUUACCCGGUUUCUAUAUGUUCAUGGUCGAUCGUUUCUUGAGGUUUCUACAGUCACGUGACAAUGUCCGGUUGUUAUCUGCACGUGUUCUUUCUUCAAACACCGCGGAGCUCACUUUCUCCAAAGCCAAAGAAUUGAUGUAUAAUCCGACGAGCACAUUGUUUGUGAACGUACCGAGCAUAUCGAAGCUGCAAUGGCAUCCAUUUACGAUUACUUCAAGCAGUAACCUCGAACCAGAGACGCUAAGCAUUGUGAUCAAGAGUGAAGGGAAAUGGUCUACCAAGCUUUACAAGAUGCUUUCUACUUGGGAUCAUGAUACUGACCGUACCCUCUCUGUUUCUGUCGAAGGACCCUAUGGUCCUGUUUCAACAGAUUUCUUAAGGCAUGAUGCUUUGGUUAUGGUUAGCGGAGGCAGCGGAAUUACUCCAUUCAUAUCCAUUAUCCGCGACUUGAUCGCCAUGUCCCAAACAACAACCACAUGUGAAACCCCCAAAAUAACCCUGGUUUGCGCGUUCAAGAAGGCUUCCGACAUCGCUAUGCUUGACCUUAUCCUCCCUUCAUCUGGUCUCAAGUUAUCAUCUGACCUGAAUAUCCAAAUCGAAGCUUUCAUCACCAAAGAUAAUGAACCAAGCGACGAAGAAACACAGAAGAUCAGAACCGUCUGGUUCAAGCCAAGUCCUUCAGACCGACCAAUUUCAGCAAUCCUAGGACCAAACUCAUGGCUCUGGCUCGCCGCUAUCCUCUCAUCUUCCUUCAUAAUCUUCUUGAUCGUCGUUGGCGUCAUGACAAGAUACUACAUUUACCCGAUCGAUCAAAACAAGAGCAAGUACAAUGCUGCUUCACGAUCCAUCCUUUAUCUUUUGGUCCUAUGUGUUAGCAUCAUGAUGACGUCAAGUGCAGCUGUAUUGUGGAAUAAGAAGAAAUACAAGGUUGAGGGCAGCAAACAGGUCCAAAACGUCGACGUACCAAGUCCAACAUCGUCUCCCAGCUUAUGGACUGACAGAGAAAUCGAGAGUACUCCUAAAGAAUCACUUGUUCAAUGCACCAACCUCCAUUUCGGUGAAAGGCCAGACCUCAAGAAGAUUCUACUUGAUACCAAAGGUUCAAGCGUGGGAGUGAUGAUAUGUGGUCCGAAGAAGAUGAGACAAGAAGUGGCGAACAUUUGUUCCUCUGGUUUGGCUGAGAAUCUUCACUUUCAAUCUAUCAGUUUCAGCUGGUGAUAAUCGCAUAUUGUUUAUAUACAUACAUAAUUCUUCUUUGUGUGAUCUUGUUUUUCUUUUGUGUGGUUCUUUGUGUAAUUUUCUGUUUAAUUUUCUGAAACGUGUUAUAUAUAUUGUGAAAAUGAUCCCUAAGAUUCAGCAUCUUUCUGUAUUUAACCAUUGUAUUGCCUUAUGUAACGAUUUGGUCUAAAUCGAGAAGUGGAGUACUGUAUUAUGUGAAUUUUGAAAUGAACGAUUUGUUUUUUAUCUCCGUUAGUACAUACUUACAAUAGUUUAUGGACCUCCAAAAAUAAUACGGUGGAUUUUUCCCCGAGCGCACCACCAUUGUUGCCUCAUAGCAUCACUAUCUUCGUCCAUCCCAAGUGGGCCACACGUGUUCGCCACUCUCUCGCCUGUCGCUCGUGGUUUCACCAUCUUAGAAGGCUUUCUAGAUUUUUAUUACCCCGUAAGUUAAUCUUCACGGCGGAAUCUCGUCUGCAUACUUAGUCAAACACACCCUCACGUGACCAGUUGUCUCUUUAUCACGUGAUAGACGAGUCCAUUUCUUUGAGUUUCAUAGUAAAGGAUAAUACAUUUCCGUAAGAAAAAGAAACACAUUUAUGUCAUUGACAAAAAAAGGAGGGGACAGUAUAUUCAAAACUGCAAAGCUGUUCGUGGGGGUAACAUGAACUAAUGUUAGGGCUGUUCAAUAUGGUAAAACCGAACCGUACCGAACCGAACCGAACCGAAAUAGAUAAUAUGGUUUGGUUUUGGUAUAUACCAUAUAAACCGAAUGGAUAUAAUUUUAUAAAAAUCGUAGGAUUUGGAUAUGGUUUGGUAUAUAACCGAUUAAACCGAAUAAACCGAACAAAACCGAUUAAAAGUAAAAACAUG